Messenger RNA from Erigeron canadensis, 1461 nucleotides. Its product is annotated as autophagy-related protein 18b. Lineage: Eukaryota; Viridiplantae; Streptophyta; Magnoliopsida; Asterales; Asteraceae. Gene Ontology annotation, cellular component: cytosol; extrinsic component of membrane; phagophore assembly site membrane. Gene Ontology annotation, molecular function: phosphatidylinositol-3-phosphate binding; protein binding; phosphatidylinositol-3,5-bisphosphate binding. The record is from RefSeq and is a predicted model, not a curated record. Gene Ontology annotation, biological process: nucleophagy; protein lipidation; protein localization to phagophore assembly site. The transcript is spliced from 11 exons. Bases 75 to 1202 code for a protein of 375 amino acids.
AAAAAUAACAUCAUCGGAAGACCAACAACAUACGAAGCAAAUUAAAUUGGGUUUUUGUGAAUCCCAAAAAUAAAAUGUCAGAAACAAGUAGUAGUGAUGAUACUUCCUCUUCAAAUCCAAUUUUGUGUGCUUCUUUUAAUCAAGAUAACAGUUGCUUUGUGAUUGGGACAAAAGAUGGUUUCAGAAUAUUUGAUUCUAAUUCAGGCACACUUUUAUAUGAUAAAGUUAUUGGAGCGUUUGUUAUUGUUGAAAUGCUUUUCAGCUCUAGUCUUCUUGCCAUUGUUGGAGCUGGUGAACAGGCAUCUUUAUCUCCCAGGCGUUUAUGCUUGUUCAAUACUGAAACUGGAACUGCUUUCCGGGAAAUGAAUUUCAUAACUUCAAUUCUUGCUGUAUUUUUAAAUAGAAAAAGGCUGAUAGUGGUUUUGCAAGCACAGACAUUCAUAUAUGACAUAAACAGUCUGGUUAUCUUAGACACGAUCGACACGGUACCGAAUCUGAAAGGAAUUUGCGCAUUUUCUCCAAACUUGGAUGGGUGCUUUCUAGCUCUUCCAGCUAGCACCACAAAAGGGUCUGUUUUAGUCUACAACGCUAUGGAUCUGCAUUCACACUGUGAGAUAGACGCUCAUCGCUCGCCUUUAGCUGCAAUAGUAUUUUCUUCAAACGGGAUGUACAUGGCAACAGCAUCCGAGCAGGGGACUAUAAUCAGGGUUCAUUCUGUUUCUGAAGCAACUAAGUCUUAUAGUUUCCGAAGGGGAACAUACCCAUCAACUGUAUUUUCCUUGUCAUUUGGGCCGUCAAUUGGACUUCCGGAUGUUCUUUUAGCUACAAGCUCUGCAGGAUCUGUUCAUGCUUUUUUUCUUGGGUUGGCUAUAGAUCAAAGAAGUAGAAGGUCAGGUACCUUUCUUGGAUCAAUUAUCCCAAAUUCUGUUGGCGAUGCACUUAAUGCAACUCAUCAUGUUUUUCAUAAUGCUGUUGCACCCGGAGUAAAGAGUUAUGCAGUGAUUCGGAAGGUUGACAAAGCUGCUGAUGCGUCCCCAUCUAAAUCUACACCUUGCAGAGCAACAAUAUCUAUAAUUACAUACAAUGGAUACUUUCUGGAAUACUUCCUAAGUAUAAACCAUCGGAAUGAGUCUACCUGGACGUUAGAGCGAGAAUUUAACCUGUUAACAGCAAUUUCUGAAGGGGCCGCCAACUCAUCGUGACCUUGGUGUCCCUGAACCCUGUGCAUAGAUCACCGACAUCAGAAAUAUCAUAUUGGCCUUAACCAACUUAUGCUGUAAUCGUUGUACAUUGGUCUAGAUUUGUGUAAGCUUUUAGGCACAGCUCUGCCUUCUCGUGGAAAAGUAAGCAAAUACAUUAUAUAUAGAUAGAUAUAUAUACGACUAUAGAAAGAUCGAAAGAAAUUCUGAAACGACAUGUAGAAUUGUAUUUGAAUGCUAUGUCGCAAUUAUUACUUGAUUA